CAACGCGGUGGGUUCGCGGUCGUUAGCGUCAGGCCAGUCGUCGUCCGUCAGUCGGGGAAUGUGCUCUGAUGCGGGAGCUUGUGCCGGUUUUGUAAUCGUGUGUGUUGUGUAAAUAAUAACUUGUGAUUUUUACAAACGUCCCGUUUUGCAAUGCGGUGUGCGGUGCUGGUGUGUCUCGCGGCGUGCUGGGGCUGCGUCGCCGCCGCCCCUGCGUCUUGCCUCGAACACUUCUUCGUCAAACACAACGUAACAGCUGAUGACAGCCAACAGCCAGGUCCCAUAUGCGGAGGGCAGUGCUGCGGUCGAGGGAGAGAGAUCCACUUAACAUCAACUCUCAGACAUAAUGCCGAAGACAAAAUAGCAGCUGCCACCAGGCCUAUUGCUGAGCUUUUGCUGGCUACAAGGAGGACAUUGCAAGAGCAUCUAACUGCCCUGUCGCACCAGUCACAGAACAAGACAGCAGCGCUCUUGUCCCAACUCUACAGAAGCCACGCCACGAGGGCUCACGCUCCCUUAGCGACCCUAUACGAUGACAUAAGGACUUUACUUCGAUCCAAUCUAGAGACUGAAGAUGCCGUUGACCUUGCUUCCCCACCACCCAAAGAAAUGGCGCAGAGUACGAAGAAAUUCUUCAGAGAAGUAUUUCCCGUGGCGUAUCAAAACGUACUGAGGCUGGACACGAAGCAAUUCACGACAGCCUAUGAGGCGUGUUUGAAGGACGCAUAUGAUGCUGUCCAGCCUUUUGGAGACGUCCCCGAACAGUUGGGGUCGUCGCUAGCCAAGUCUUUGGAGGCUGCGCGAGCGCUCUUACAAGUGCUGGGUGUCGGUGCGGGCGCUCUGGGCGGUGCGGAGGGGGCAGUGAAGAGCGCCGCCCACAGCCACUAUGGUCGGUUGCUGUUGAAGAUGGGCGGCUGCUCGCGAUGUCAAGGCCAUGACGUCAGCCCUUGCAAGAAUUAUUGUCUCAAUGUCGCUAGAGGAUGUAUUGGAUCGAUAAUAUCAGAGCUGGACGCGCCAUGGGCCAGUUACGUGGAAGGCGUGGAAAGGCUGGCCAGAGCAGACGCUGAUGCCGCACUCAGGGCGCUGGACGCCAGGGUGUCUGAAGCCAUCAUGUACGCUUUGGAGAACCAUGUUAUAUUGGAAAAAAAGGUGCGUCAAGAAUGCGGUCCGCCAUCUACCCUCGAGAGCCCCAACCUGCCUCCUCCUUCCCCCACGGGGUCGUCUCGAAGGGACGCGUUGCGGGCUCCACCACCAGACACGGAACUACUCCAGUUUGCAGCAACGCUUGCCGCUACGAAGAAGCUAUUCGCCAGUAUGGCUGACAGGCUCUGCGAUGACCCAGACUUUGCCACUGAUGGAAAUGAGAAUUGCUGGAAUGGGGAUACUGUUGGAGAGUACACCAAAGCUCUAGUGGCAUCUGCUUCAAUGAGUGAUCAGAAAUACAACCCCGAAAUGACAGAGACUGCUUCCAAUCCUGAAGUGGCCAUUCUUGGCGAGAGAUUACGUCAGGCAAGACAGUUACUUGUAUUGCACUCUUGGAGCGGAAAUCUCCCAGCAGCUGAGGCCUUCAUGCAAGGAGAUGAAGCUGGAGACGAAGGCUCGGGCUCUGGUCGUCUCUACACUGAUGACGACGCCGCAUAUGACGCUGAAGGUUCUGGAGAAGAAGGAUCUGGGACGCCUGAUAUUGCAGUGAGUCGAACGAUUACCGGAGAAGAAACAACAUACUCAGCACCUCCAAAGAUUAGUGGAGCAUCCACCAGAUCCGUCUGCUGGUUCAUGGUUGCUAUACUCGUCUCCUCAGUGGUCAGCAUAUAGGCGAAGUGCGAGUCCAACUCGAGAGCUGUCUUGAGAUCCCAGUGAACCAUAUCAUAUGCAAGCAAUAUUGGAGUGUGCAAUGGACUGAAAGUGUUUUCGUUUUGUCGAAUGUUUUCUUCGAUUGAAAGUAUUAGAACAAUAUUAGUAUUAUGUUUCGAAGUACUUGAAAAUUGUUUAUUUAUUAAGCGUACGUGGACUGAGAAACAAAUCAAAUUGUGUGUUACUUUUUUAUAUAAAAUAUUGGUUUUGAUUUAGUUAAAACCAAACAUAACUGCUUUUCUAUGUAUAAUAUAGUGCUUUUUAGCGAACGUGGUUGGCGAGGGACCACAUGAAGUUAUUAUAUAAAUUCCACAGAACGGAAUAAAAUCAAGGAAAUUUUAUUAAUUAAGUCACUUUAAAAAAUAUAAAUAAUAAAAAAAUAUUGUAUUAUACGAUUUUCCAGAGAAGAAAAUAACUCAAAAUUCCGCGUCACCCAUUGAUUUGUUUUAGAAUUAUUUUAUAUAUUUUAUCGAUUACAAAAACUACAUCAUACACUGUUCCAAUUAAAGGUUGGUCCUUAAGGUCAAAUACUAACUUUAUUACUACCCGUCCUCGUCGAUAUUAUUGUCGCAAAAUCUUGUUUUAGGGAUAUAUACGCUUGACACCUUGCUUCUCUAUCACUUAGGUAUCGCGAAACAUAAAUACUGAUCUAACUUUUAUGAAUUGAGUAGAAAAAUAUAUAUUUCAAUAGAUUUCGUCAAGUCCUAGUACGCUUUAUAGGUUUGAGGUUAUGAAAAAGACAAUGAUGAGAGUUGUUCAGUGUAGCUAGUCCGUAGCAGAAAACGCUUCAAAACAAAUGAAGCGAUGUAGCAUAUCAAAUGGAAGUCUGCAAAUGUACAGCAUAUCACGACAACUGUAUUUUGUAAAUAUAUUCUCAUUUUAUAUAGAAAAUGCAUUUAUAAUGUGAAAUCGUCAUAAUAAAUCUCUAUUCAGUGUUAAUAGAUUGGCAAUAAUUCUUUUAGGAUAAAGUUUAGAUAAAAAUUAUAAAUUGUAUAUGUGUACAUACCUUAAUACCUACUCUAGGUGCUUAGAAAAGUAAACAUUUUGUUGCCAUAUUAUUAUUUAUAUAAUUCAUAAUUUAAUGUUAUGUGAUACAGGAUUAGUCUAAGUUGUGUUAUUUAUAUAUAUCAUAGUGCCUAUUUGGCCUAAACGUGUGUGAACAUCACCAAAACCCUGAUGUAAAACGAGUACUAGAGAGCUUCAAAAAUUAGCUAAAUGAUAUAUCUCUUUUGUAGAAGGCCGUCUAGCAUGUAAGACUGAUCUGCAGGCCAGGCCUGGUCAUGACCGCUUCGUUACUAACUUCUGUAAAGCAAAACAUAAAGAAACCAUGGUCACGACAUUUCUAUGACCCGCUGUUAGCCAUCUUUUCGCCGGUUACACCUUUGGCCUAUGACAGAAAACAAAAUAAAUAUUUUUACCGAUUUUUGUACACAAGACCGGUAAAAAAUCACGAAGUGUUGAUACCGGCGGUUGGCUUGCUUUUAAUCAAUUGUUAUACCAGGAAAAAGCUACUCGCAGAUUUAAGACCCUUAGACGUCAUGGUAUGGUACCCUGUAUUUUUUCAUCAAAUACUAUAACACUUAUAAUAGGCCUACAAAUUAUGGUUAUAUAUAGGUUUAUAAAAAUAUUAUUGCAUUACGUACAUAUAGAGAUAAUGAUGUCCCUAAAAAGUAUGACAAUUUUGAAAUAUAAAUCGACUGUGUUUUGUUAUUCGCGUCAUUUAAUGACGUAGUAGCGUAUUGUGUUGUAAAUUAUUAGUGAUAGAUUAGAAAAUGAAUUUAAUAAUUUGACUAUAUUAAAAUUACACGUUUACUGCAAACCUGAAGCUAACUUCACGUCAUACUUGUGUUGAUGCAUUUUGUAUAAUCGUUUUCAAUAAAUUUCUGAAUUACCAAAAGAUUGCAUAGAAUUCAGUAAUUUUAAUUUAACGAAAUUUUAAUUUAUGAUAAUUGUCGGUGUUCUUAGCACUCACAAAGUUUUAUAAAUGAGGAGUUUAGACAAAUCAGCCAAGUCAAUUGUCAUUUUUUAAAACAGUUGCCGAGCCUGUCACUUCUUUGCCUGACCGAAUAAUGUUCGUCAAUACGUCUUUUUAUCGCAUCGUUACAUGAAAGAAUGAUGAAUGAUGAAUUUUAUAGAUAAUUGUGAUGACGUGGUAUAUUGUAAUGACUACAAGUAUUAUAUUAAUAACACGAGAAUGUAAAACAAAAGAAUUUAGCGAGUUGCGUUUUGUGAUUAGUGAAGAAGUAAGAGUAGUCUAUCCGAGAAGAGAUAACGUUGACCUGUAACAAUAAAAAGUUCUUUAGUUUUAUAUUCUAGUAUUAUAUAAUCCGGACAUAUUAAAUCGUUUGACGAGUUUCAUGAUUGACAGUUGACAAGUGACAGUUCGGGUUGGCAUCAAAGGCUUGUCAAAAAUGUUCUGUUUCCUUUAAGUAGUACUAUGCUGUUAAAGUAUACUCGUAGUCUAUGCCAGAACUCCAUGUAAAUAUAACUGGACAGAAUCGAAUGUUUAUAUCAUGAUAAUAAAUCUGUACCA
Pieris brassicae (large cabbage white) is the source of this 4384-nucleotide messenger RNA. It is a transcript of the gene dally, whose product is annotated as division abnormally delayed protein. Lineage: Eukaryota; Metazoa; Arthropoda; Insecta; Lepidoptera; Pieridae. Gene Ontology annotation, cellular component: plasma membrane; cell surface; extracellular region. Gene Ontology annotation, biological process: cell migration; positive regulation of canonical Wnt signaling pathway; regulation of protein localization to membrane. The coding region runs from base 151 to 1812 and encodes 553 amino acids. The transcript is spliced from 9 exons. The record is from RefSeq and is a predicted model, not a curated record.